Hypanus sabinus (Atlantic stingray) is the source of this 2395-nucleotide messenger RNA. Its product is annotated as peptidyl-prolyl cis-trans isomerase C-like. Gene Ontology annotation, molecular function: peptidyl-prolyl cis-trans isomerase activity. The transcript is spliced from 5 exons. Lineage: Eukaryota; Metazoa; Chordata; Chondrichthyes; Myliobatiformes; Dasyatidae. The record is from RefSeq and is a predicted model, not a curated record. Bases 136 to 939 code for a protein of 267 amino acids. Gene Ontology annotation, biological process: protein peptidyl-prolyl isomerization; protein folding. Gene Ontology annotation, cellular component: intracellular membrane-bounded organelle.
UAAAAGAACACUUCCACAGAAGAUGAGUGGAUUCUUUGGAAAAAGAGAAACAACUAAAGCAGGGAAAUACUUUGAACUUCCCUGUCUGUGGUGUUUGAAGGAGAAAGUACGGAUAUUGGGGAAAAAAUUAAAUAGAUGCGUGAUUUGAAGGUGGAUUUUUUCCGCUCACUGUACCCAGCAGUCCCGGAAAGAGCAGGACGCUCUUUUCCACGUCGCUGCUGCGGUUGGCUUCUCCCAGUUGGAGGUGGAGCCACGUUCCUGCGUGUGUUGGUCAGCGACGAUGUGAGAGCCAGGCUAAAGUUUACUUCCAACAGGAUGAAAUCGCAGUUGGUUUUGCUUUUCCUCGCCCUGUUUCUUCUGGGUAGAAGCAGAGGCUUAACAGCGGCGAAGCGAGGUCCUAAGGUAACAGCCAAGGUAUUCUUCGAUAUUCAAGUUGGUGGCAAGGAUGUGGGAAGGAUUGUCAUUGGUUUAUUUGGUAAAGUUGUUCCAAAGACUGUGGAAAACUUUAUCACUCUAGCAACAGGACAGAAAGGUUAUGGUUAUAAAGGCAGCAGAUUUCACCGUGUCAUCAAGGAUUUCUUAAUACAGGGCGGAGAUUUUACUUCAGGAGAUGGGAGUGGAGGAAUGAGCAUUUAUGGAAAGGUGUUCCCGGAUGAGAACUUCAAGCUGAAACACUACGGAAUUGGGUGGGUUAGCAUGGCCAAUUCAGGACCAGAUACAAAUACUUCACAAUUUUUUAUUUCAUUAACAAAACCAAAGUGGCUGGAUGGAAAACAUGUGGUGUUUGGCAAAGUUAUUUCUGGAAUGCCUGUGGUGCAUAUGAUAGAACUCCAGGAUACAAACAGCGAUAAUCAACCUCUCCAAGACUGCGUGAUAGUAAAUAGUGGCAAGAUAGAUGUCAAAGAACCUUUUGUGGUUGAAGUCAAUGACGACGACUAACAGGAAAGGACUCGGUAUCUCUUAGAAAUAACAGAUGAAAGGCACAAUUGACACUUCUGCUUCCAUUGAUCAAAUUUUUAUUGUGAUAUACCAAAAAAUUUUCCCUCUUUAUACCUGAGCUAAAGAUGAUAUAGUACAUUUAUGAUGUUGGUCCCCAGAAAUUUAAUGGUGCAGGAUAAGUGACCUACCUGAAUGUAAAGAUGGGAGAGACUGAACUGCUUCUUUUACUGUCCUUAAAGCAAUCAGUAGUAUCCAGUCUUUACUGACGUUGUUCUCUGGGCUUGAUCCAUUAAACCAGGGGCCGAUGUUGUAUUAGCCAAUGCAUCCUUAUCAGUGUCCUUUUUGCUAGCAGGAUGUCCUCAUCAGUUGGCUGCACCAGGAACAGAAUCUUGAGUGCCACCUUUUAGGAAAGGGCAAAAUGGGCUUUUCAAGUUCAAGUUGACGUUUGAUUACCACUCAACCAUACACGAAUGCAGCCAAACAAAGUCACUUUGGGUCCGAGGUGCAAAAUGUACACAGCGCAUACAAGAUAGCAAGCUAACAGUCACGCAAGAAUAGAUAAAUAUAGCCCAAGUCCUGCAGUGACGUGUGCUGCAAAUUGAUGCAUAGUUGCCAUUGGCAAGGAAUGGCAGUUCCCAGCAUUCCACAGACGAACGCUUGCAAGCGCAUACACACGCAAUCCAGCUUGUUAUUUCACUGACUGAGCACUAGAGAGCAUCACCAGCCUCCAGUCGAGCACGGACGCCAUGCAAUGCCGCCUCUGGCUUUCCUCUCCUGGACUGCAGCUUGACACCUGGUCCUCGCUACAACCAAGGCCGCUAUCUGCCGCUCCGACAAACGAGAAAUGGGUCUGUGGCACCUUGCAUAUCAGUGUUCCGUUACACUUCACGCAACAACCCCGAUGUCUUCCUGCAGGAGGCAGCAACAUGAGUCAUAGCAAGACCAGCUGUUCCAGCUCUUGCACCAACAGCAGCUCACUGAUGGGGUAAACCUGCAGCACCCCGAAGUUCUUAAAGUCCAGCAUUGUCUUAAAAUUGUAAAAAUGUUUAAAAAAGACAAAAACACCUUUGGUUGCCCCCGCCCCCGAGAGAACUCUGCACCCAACCCCGCCACCAUCUUACCAUCUUUCUGAUAGAGCAGCAUUUGUGGAGUGGCGGGAUUUUGAUUGAAAUCCUGCAUCAAGACAGAGUCGACAAUUCCUUCUCCCUUCCCCCUCAGAUUUCUUUUGUUGCACCAAAUUCUAGCAUCGAUAGUCUCGUCUCCAAAAAAAAAGGAGGGUAUAUUCUGUGUUUUUUUUUAAACGUUUGGUGCAAUAUUCUUCACUUCAUGUACUUAACCUUUCCAAAGCUUCCCAGAAAGUCUGCUUCUUCAAAAUAUUAUUUAUUUGUAAAAAAGAUGUUUCAGAAUGGAAAAUGUUCUCAACGAAGCAUUGAAAUUAAAGUAAUUGCAAAAGUGA